CUGCUGGGUAAUCCGAAUGCCCGGCUGCGGGAGGAGCUGGGCCGGAGUCACUGUUCUGAGGAGCCAGCCAGCAGGACCCGACCCUGCCGGGCCGCACCGGGACCCAGCCGCACGCCCAGCCCAGCCCGCAAUGGAGCGGCGGGACCCCCGGGGAGCCGCCGCCGCCGCCCCCGUCCCCCCCCGCCUGUGACCCGCUCCCGGAGCUCCCCCCGCCCCUCUGGGUCCUGCCUUCCCUCCCCCCGGGGCCCGAGCCCGCUCCUUGGGCCUGGUCUUUGUGCCCGGCUCCGGGCCCUGCCCUCUCCGCUCCCGUCCCCCGGGGCCUGACUCCCCUUCUCCCCCUGGCUGUCGCUGACUCAGUGGCGGCUCCUCAGUCCCCUUUGGGCCUCCUCGUCUCCCGCCCGACGGGCCGGUGGCGGCAGCCGGGAAAUGGUCCGGGCCUAGCGGAGCAGCGAACGGAGGGAACCUAGAAACAAGAGCAAAGCUGAGGUCUAACUACGAUAGAGGAUGGACACCAAAGAAGCUGUGUUGGGGACAAAAACAAAGCAAAAUAAGCAACAUGAACCGUGAAGACCGGAAUGUGCUGCGUAUGAAAGAAAGGGAAAGGCGAAAUCAAGAAAUUCAACAGGGCGAAGAAGUCUUUCCACCUAACUCUCCUCUCUUUGCUGAACCAUAUAAAGUUACCAGCAAAGAAGAUCAACUGUCUAACCGUAUUCAGAGCAUGCUUGGAAAUUAUGAUGAAAUGAAGGAUCUUAUAGGAGACAGAUCUCUACAAAAGCUUGUUGGUAUUCCCAAACCAACAGUACCAUCAACGCCUGAUGAAAAAUCAAACCAAAGUUUCUUUGGUGAACAGAGACACAGUACCAGCUCUCAUCAGAGCAGCAAAUGGACUCCUGUAGGACCAGCACCUAGCACUUCCUCCCAAUCGCAGAAACGGUCCUCAGGUUUACAAACAGGACAUAGCAGUCAGCGGAGUGGUGGCAAUAACACUAGCGGCAGUGGCCAGAGGCAUGACCGUGACUCAUAUGGUGGUAGUAGCAGCAGCCGCAAAAAAAGCCAGCACGGAUCAGAACACUCCAAAUCCCGUUCUUCCAGCCCUGGAAAACCACCUGCUGUUUCUUCAUUGAGCUCCAGCCAUUCCAGGUCUCAUGGAAGUGAUCAUCAUAGCAAGGAACAUCAGCGUUCAAAAUCUCCACGGGAUCCUGAUGCCAACUGGGACUCACCUUCCCGUGUACCUUCAUUUUCAAGUGGACAGCACUCUAACCAGUCUUUUCCUCCUUCACUAAUGUCCAAGUCCAAUUCAAUGUUGCAGAAGCCCACUGCCUAUGUAAGGCCCAUGGAUGGACAGGAGUCUAUGGAACCAAAGUUGUCCUCUGAACACUACAGUAGUCAGACUCAUAGCAACAGCAUGAGUGAGCUGAAGUCUAGCAGCAAAGCACAUCUAACCAAGCUUAAAAUACCUUCUCAACCACUAGAUGCAUCAGCAUCUGGUGACGUGACCUGUGUGGAUGAAAUUCUAAAAGAGAUGACCCACUCUUGGCCUCCCCCUCUGACUGCUAUUCAUACACCAUGCAAAACCGAACCUUCAAAAUUUCCUUUUCCAACUAAGGAGUCUCAACAGUCCACUUUUGGCACUGGAGAGCAGAAAAGAUUCAAUCCCUCAUCAAAAACGUCCAAUGGUCAUCAAUCGAAAUCAUGUGAAUCAAACCAAACAGAUAUGUUGAAAGAUGACUUAAAACUCAGCAGCAGUGAAGACAGUGAUGGUGAACAGGAUUCUGAUAAGAUAGUGCCAAGGAGUACACCUGGAAGUAAUUCUGAACCUUCACAGCAUAAUAGUGAAGGAGCAGAUAAUUCCAGGGAUGACUCAAGCAGCCAUAGUGGAUCUGAAAGCAGUUCUGGAUCUGACUCUGAAAGUGAAAGUAGUUCCAGUGACAGUGAGGCUAAUGAGCCAUCCCAGAGUGCAUCUCCAGAGCCUGAGCCACCCCCAACAAACAAAUGGCAACUAGACAACUGGUUGAACAAAGUGAAUCCGCAUAAAGUGUCACCAGCUUCUUCUGUGGAAAGUAAUAUCCCAUCUUCACAAGGCUACAAAAAAGAUGGCCGAGAUCAGAGCUCCGGGAAUGGGUAUACGGAUCAAAGUGUGUCUAAGGAAUCCAUUUCCUCCACUCCUGUGCGAGAUUCCAAAACCACCCAAAAAGGAUCGGAGAGCAGUCGUGGCAGGCAGAAGUCACCUGCACAGAGUGAUAGCACAAUACAGAGGAGGACUGUUGGUAAAAAGCAGCCCAAGAAGGCAGAGAAGGCAGCUAUUGAAGAGCCCAGAGGAGGGCUUAAAAUAGAAAGCGAAACCCCAGUAGACAUGGUAACAAAUAUGCCCUCAAACAGGCAUAAGGCAGCCACAAAGGGCUCUAGAAAACCCAACAUAAAGAAGGAGCCCAAAUCUUCUCCUCGGCCUACAGCAGAGAAAAAGAAAUAUAAGGCUUCAAGCAAACCUUCCCAGAAAUCCAGGGAAUUCAUAGAAACAGAUACCUCAUCCUCUGAUUCUGAUGAAAACGAGAGCCUGCCUCCUUCAUCACAAACUCCCAAAUACUCUGAGAGCAAUAGGACUCCUGUUAAAUCUUCCAUGGAGGAGGAUGACAGCUUUUUUCGGCAAAGAAUGUUCUCUCCUAUGGAAGAGAAGGAACUUCUUUCACCACUCAGUGAUCCAGAUGAACGAUACCCACUUAUUGUGAAGAUCGACCUGAGCCUCUUAUCAAGAAUACCAGGGAAGCCUUACAAGGACACAGACCCACCCAAAGUGGAGAAGAAAAAUGUACCAGAGAAGCAUACAAGAGAGUCCCAAAAACCAGUCUCAGACAAAAAUUCCACCAAGGGCAAAAGGAAGCAUAAGAAUGAUGACGAAAACAGAGCCAGUGAAGGCAAGAAAACUAAACUGGAAGAAAAGUCUUCAUCAGGUCACAAGACCUCCAGCAAUAGAGAGUCUUCAAAGCAAAGUGCAGGUAAAGAGAAGGACCUACUCCCUUCUCCUGCGGCCCCUGUCCUUCAGAAAGAUCCCAAGCAAGAUCAUGGGUCCCGGAAGAGAACAGUCAGUCAAUCUUCUUCCUUAAAAUCAAGCAGCAACAGUAAUAAGGAGAGUAGCAGCAGCAGUAAAAGUAACUCAUCUUCCAAACAAAAAAAGACAGAAGGGAAGGCUUCUAGCAAUGCCAAGGAAGUCAAGGAAAAGGUUCUAAACAGUUCAUCAAACUGCCCUCCUGCAUCUACCCCAGCUACAGACAGCUCAAAGUCCCGAAGAGCAAAGCUUGUUUUUGAUGACAGGAUGUACUCGGCUGAUCAUUAUUUACAAGAAGCAAAGAAGUUAAAGCACAAUGCAGAUGCAUUGUUUCAUUCUCUUCAGUCUGACAGGUUUGAGAAAGCUGUUUUGUAUCUUGAUGCUGUAGUGUCUUUCAUCGAAUGUGGGAAUGCAUUGGAGAAAAAUGCUCAGGAAUCCAAGUCCCCGUUCCCUAUGUAUUCAGAAACUGUGGAAUUAAUCAAAUACACUAUGAAACUGAAAAAUUAUUUGGCACCAGAUGCUACGGCUGCAGAUAAAAGGCUAGCAGUGCUUUGGUUCGUACAUUUUGGUGUAGUAAAACAUCUUGAGUCAAAUUAUCUUCGAUGCCAGUCCCUGUUAUAUUUAAGGCUUUUCAAGCUGAAGAAGGAGAGUGCAUUGAAAUACUCUAAAACACUGACAGAACAUCUAAAGAAUUCCUAUAAUAACUCUCAAGCACCGUCACCUGGCAUGGGAAGCAAACCUGUUGGUAUGCCAUCUCCGGUAUCUCCGAAGCUAUCUCCAGGGAAUUCAGGGAAUUACUCUUCGGGGGCAACCAACCCUUCAGGGAGCAGUUCUUCUGUGACUAUUCCACAGAGAAUCCACCAGAUGGCAGCCAGCUAUGUCCAGGUUACAUCCAACUUUCUCUAUGCCACUGAAAUUUGGGACCAAGCUGAACAGCUUUCUAAAGAGCAAAGAGAGUUCUUUGCUGAACUGGAUAAAGUUAUGGGCCCUCUGAUCUUUAAUUCGAGCAUCAUGACAGACCUAGUGCGUUACACCCGACAGGGAUUACAUUGGUUGCGUCUGGAUGCUAAGUGAUAUCUUGAACUGAAGGAAUCAAAAGUAGAACACACUUUUCUUGCUGCCUCUGAUUUUCUCCACAACACUGUGUCAUGUCAAUAAGGAAGACUGCCAUAACACAUUGCUUAGUUGACACUAAAAGCAAGGAAUGCUUUCACCUCUCCCAUCCUCCUCUGUGUGUUUAACCCCAAACCACAUCAUGUUAAUGGACUUCUUCAGUAUUCUCAUUUUUAAGUUAUUUAAAUAUUUUAAAAUUGGCUACAUAUUAAGAUAUGGCUUCACUGCUCUGCAUUGAGAUUGGAAUUCCAGUCAAUAAUACAUAACUAAUCAGUUUUAAAUCCUAUUUAUUUUCAUUUGUUUUUAAAAAUUUUUACAAAGCCCAGUUAUGGGCUCUUUUAAGACUUAGCUAUUUUUUCCUAUAAACUUACCCAUCAAGUACUUAGCGGAGAUUAAAUGUAGACACUUUAUUUAAGUACUGCGUGAGCUUGUUACUCUGUAAUGUCUUGUGGUGGUGGUGCUUGUAAAAGAAAAUAAGGGUUGUUAGGUUCUAAAGUGUAGGGACACCAUGGUUUUCAUGCCUAAUGCCUAUGACUCAAAUCUUAAAUAAGUACAGUUUUAUUAUUGCAGAAUUUGUACUAAAUUUUGAGAAAAGUUCCAGAGAUAUUCUUCUACACAUUAAGAUAUUUCAGUUUAAAUGAAAAUAUAAGAGAUGUAUAUGGAAAGAUAUUUAGUUAUGUCUAACUUGGAUUGUUUUUUCAAUACAAUUUCAGAACACUUGGUUAACACUAUAGCAAUCACAAAACAUUACAGUAAACUUGCAUUUAAUGCAAUAUGGAAGUGGUGUGAGAAUGAGCUUCAGUCUCUGAUAGGUGCAUACUGGAAAUGUUUCAUAAAUGGACAAUCUUGUGCUUUUUUUAUAUCUCCAUUUAAAACAAGUUUUGUCUCCUUGUUUGUCGUUAUUUGAUGCUUACUGAAGCAGCCAACUGAACAGUUGAAAGAACAGAUAAAUAAUUCCUAUUAGAGCUGUUUGUAUCAUUUCCAUUGACUGGGAAACCAAAAAUCAUAAAAAGUGAUAAAAAGAUCCAUCUUUUCCUUUUUGGGGUCUGCUAAUUGAUGGACGCUAUCACGUGAUAAUGGCCAUUGUGAGGUGCAGAGCACAUCUUUCACAGGGACAUUGUGAAACUGUUCUGAUGUAGAAUUUAUUUAAAACUUCUGUUUAGCCCCAUGUUAAUGGAGGCCCCCGUUAAUGUUAGAUGUUUUAGGGGAGCAGAAUAUUCACUUUAGAAGUAUGUUGGUGCAACAAGAAUCCUGCAUUGAGUUCCAAGUGGCUGCUUUUAAGAAGUUGUAAUCCAAAGUACCUUUCCACAUAAGGUUGUUGUUGUCUGAGUAAAAGGUUAAAAAUUAUAUUUCUUUCAAUAUUGCUUAGUGCCCCAUCAUGUCUGGUGUGCCUUAUGCCUUACUUUUAGAUGAAGAUUUUAUGAACUGUUUACAAGAUGAAGUUUUACAGCAGGACCAUGUAUACUGUAUGGAGUUGGUCUUCUGCAGUACUUUUGGUAAAAUUCCAUUUCUUUUUCAACAUCCUAGUGUGUGUCAUAGAAACUGACUUCCUGUUACAGUGGUCUCCUUUUAAAGAGUCAAACUCUGAACCAUUUAGAGUGGUAUUAUGGAAUGCUGCUUUGUUUUUAUUUCCCAUUGCCCCCUUAUUCUGUACCAGAUGUGAACGUGCAUGUUCAGAAAAAUUAUUGCACUAAAUUUGUGUGUAGUUGUGUAAGUGCCAAAAUGAUGGCAACCUCAAAAGAAGGAAUAGAAUUCUACGCUACUUAGUACUGCAGUAUGUCCUAUGGGCUUUAAGAGUUAAAAAGUUUUGCAAAUUAGUAACUUGACUAAACUGUAGCUGCAUAUUCGUAGAGCUUCCUAUGUGUUCCAACAUUAUUUGUACUUCCAGAAAAGUUUGCUACAUACAAAUGGAGACAUUCAACCUAUGAUUUUCCCCAUUAUACUUCAGCCUACAUUCAGGUCUGUUUGAGUACCCUUUUUAUUUGAGUCACAAUGUAAGUUAGUUUCUCUGUGUUCGCUAUUAGAGAUGGAACUUUCUUUACUCUCAAACUGUGCAUCUUGGUUAAUGGGACACUGUCAACUCUUUUUCCUUUGUAAUACUCUAAAGUGCCUAGCACACUUUUGACGCUAUAUAAAAAUACCUUCUUAGAAGCUGCAUUGUUUGUAUUUUUUUUUUUAAUUUUAUUUUUGUAUAAGGCUGCAGUAGCCGGCAUGGCUGUUUCUAGCUUGCUCCGUUAUGUGCACAGUUACCGUUGAUGUAGGCAGUAAUGGUCUCAUCUCUGGGAAUAUUAUUUUUUCUUAACUAGAGUCUCAUCAGUAUCUUUGCGUGGUAUAUUUUUCAAGAGACCAGUUUAGUGUAUUCCUUAGCUCCAGACCAAUAGAUUCUAAAUGUUUGUCUAAAAAAAUCUAGAAGACUCUUUACAGUCUGUCAAAAUGGGGACCUGAACUGGCAGGUAGAGGCCUGCCUAAAUAGUAUACGUUCUGGUGAAAUCCUUCUGGAGUAUUGUCCCAGGUUUUCUAUCUGUGUAAGACAUAUACACAGGUCUUGUUAAAAAAACAAACUCCUCCAUCGACUUAGGCCAUUUCAAAUGGAUUAAACUCAGUUUGACAACUCCAAAAGCAUAUCUAACUUGAGAUUUACCCAUUGCUUCAGAGAGAGAGAGAGGAGAAUUUUAUUUUGCCUGAUAGAGUAGCUAAAACAAAAUGAAAAUCGCUCAUAAGCGUCCAUCUCUCUGUCAAAAUGCAGGCUAACAAAACCUGUCCUUUUUUAACCUUUAAGCAGCAAUGUGGGAAACGCAUGUCAUUUGAGUGCUAAUGCAAGUUGCACAGUGUCUUACCAUGAAGGAAUCCUUAACUCCUGAUACUAAGGGUUCCCUAUAUGGUUAUAUUUUAACAAACAUCAGUGUUGUAGUUUUUAUUCAUCCCUCCACACCCACCCCAGUCCUCCCAGUGGUGAACCUUUUUUUAAAAAAUUUUUUAAAAAGGCUUAAUAAUCAGACUAGGCUUGCUCAGACAUGAAAACUAUUUUGAAUUUGCGGUCAAAUUUUCAGAUUCUGAAAUGACAAGUUGCAUCAUUUAUAAUUGUAAAUGAGCCUACAGGACACCAGAACAAAAUAACCCAUGAUUUAUUUUGAUUUGAAAUAUUAGAGCACAUUGGAUGGCUCUUUUUUGUCUUUGAUGGCAGUAUGCAAUUUGUAUUGUAUGUGUCUUUAAUAUAUAUGUGUGUGUAUAUAUAUGUAUAUAUAUAUAUAUAUAUGAACUCAGUCUGUCCAAAGUAUGUUAUACUUGUUUUUAGAUUAUAGUGCAACUGAUUAUAUUGAUAUAUUAUUUAUUAAACUGAGUGCUGAAUCACCAUCUUACUGGUGAUGAAUCUUGAUAUUAUACAGGAGUGCAAUGUAUAUUCUUUUAGAUUGCUGAGGCUUGAUUGCUGUGAUUUAAAAAAAAAAACACCCUAAAAUGUAUUUAUGAAUGACCCCAACAUAUAGAGAGUCAGUACUUUAUGAAUAUAAUUUCAUACUUGCCUGGGGCAAGUGAAAUAAAUCCUUAGGCAUGCAACUGUGUAGUUUUUGCCAAACUAGUAGAAAGAGACUACCUUUGCUUUAUUUAAUAUUUUGUUUACCCUAGCAGAAAAAUUUACUGUCAUUGCAGUGUUUAUAUUAAAACAGUUACAGAAGGGCCUGAGCAAGUCAAGUUUGAAUUAAUUUACCCAUUGGGGAGCAAGUAACUUCCAAAUCAUUGGUUAGCGCCCUAACAAAUAUUUCAUAAAUAUUUAGGUUGAGGAUUGAAUUACUUUAGGUCUAGUGAAUCAGUAUUAUGGAAAGCUGUAUAUUUCCAACACAAAGCUAAUCUUAGAUAUCUUUAAACAAAGAGGUGCCAAAGCUUUUGCUAAGCAACUCUGUUAGACAAACACAGACUAUUCUAAGAGGACUGAUUUCCUGGAGAUGGAAGUACAAAAAGAAUCAUGUCAAAUCACAUUAUUUUUGAAGGAGUUUUGUCUGUGAUGCCAUUUAAACAUAGCAGUGUUAGGAGGAAAGAGCGGGGGUAGCUAUAAAAAUAAAACUAGAUUCUUGUCUCAUAGUGAAAAUUAUUGAGGAUGCUAGAGCAAUGAGCCUGGCCAGUUCAUAGAACAGUCUUAGAGAAUGACAGCAUUAGCUCUUUCUCUAUUCCAAUAUUCAGCUGAGAUUAAAUUGAAUACACUAUGUUGAGCAGUUUGAAGUGCUGCUUCAGGAUAGUUUAUAUAGGCUAUCCACAUGUAAACUUUUUUACCUGCUUUAAUUCCAUCUGGAAACUUAACAGAAACGCAUCCAUUCCAAUUGAUGUAACUCCAUAUUUAUUAAUGGAGUCAAUACUGGCAAAUUGGAAUGAAAUGUUCCCGGUCUUGAAUUUUUUAGAUAUAACCGUAGGAAAUCAUGCAGUUAGGUACACAAGUAUUGUAGCCCAUAUUUGUUGGCUGCAUUGGCAUUAAAUAUCUUAAAGUUCAACUACAAGGACCAGACAUGACUUUUUCAAGCACAGUGACUGACGUCUGUAUCUUGUCCCCCUUUUAAAUGGUUUGAAGAAAUUUUGUAUAUGGAGGAUAAAGUGCUUAUAUAUUUAUUAAAGAUCCUUUAUCUUAUUUGAAAUUAUUAUUAUUUGGUGAAGAAGGGUUGUGUUUUCUUUUGAGGAGGGUUGGGUAGGGCAGGGGAGGGUAACUUUUAACCUACCACUUCAAAGCCCUUGUUAAUCAUGCAGAAAGGUACUGUUAAUGAUGGGAUGUCUCUAUCCUAUGCUUUGUACAUGACAAGUCCAUGUCUUACAUUUUGUUUCUAGGCAUCGGUCUUCAACCAAAACUUACAAAAAAACAAAAAAACUGUGAUUUUAUUUGUUGCAAUACAUAUGAAAUUUCAAAGGGUACUUUGAGGCUCAAAAUUAGGAUUUCUAAGUCAGUAUGUGCAUUUCACGUAAUAAAGCUGUUAAUGGUGAGCAAAGUAUUAUAUACUAACUAGAUUUUUCCACAUCUGUAUAGUAUAUUCAAUGUAUUUUGUGGUAUUGAGAUUAUAGAAAGUUUAGUGUCUGAAACAUGCGUUUAAUGUGUAUUUUUAAACAAAUUUAUGGCAAUUAAAAUAUUUGGAGAAAAGGGUAUCACAUUUCAAUUUGUAAAGAUCUUUUUAACUACUGUGUCAUUAAAAUGCUUUGUACAAUGCAAAACUGUAACUGGAGAAACUAAGUUUAAUAAAUAUCAAAUAGAUUUUCUGUAUUAAACUUUAUAAACACUG
Caretta caretta (loggerhead turtle) is the source of this 9411-nucleotide messenger RNA. Lineage: Eukaryota; Metazoa; Chordata; Testudines; Cheloniidae. The record is from RefSeq and is a predicted model, not a curated record.